UGAGCUUGUAAUCUGCCUGAAAAUUUCAUUUUCACUAUUCAUUUGGCAUUCAUCCUUAUAAGUCAGAAGAAAAAAUUUUUAGAAUGAAUAACCAGUCUGAAAAUAAUGAUUCGGGGUCUCCAGUGGCCGAGGGUGCCUCCACAUUGUCGAAUGACUUGAUUAUUACCGCUCCCUCUGGUGACCACGUGGCAGGAACUUCCUCACAUGGACGCAUUAGCCUUGGAGGAUCUGGUGAUCAGGCUGAAGACCCUAAGCCUCAUAUCACUGAGUUGUUUGAGACUAUUGAAUAUGAUGAUUCUACCGACGAUGAUGAUUUCAUAGAUGUUCCGAAGACUGCUGAUCCUAAGACUAGUAAAUCUGAAGGUGUCGAUCCCGAAGCAGGGAAACCUACUGCCCAGCCAAAGAACAAGAAUAGGGCUUGCCGCAGAGCACACUCCGAAGAUGGAUAUUACAAUCCGCACUUCCAACCUCCUCCAGCAAGGAGGGCAUGUCGAGUUUUCCCACCUGAAUCUUUAGAACGGCUUUUGAGGUGCGUUGAAGAUACUCCUGAGAAAGAAGAGGCUGCUCAAGGAGAAACCAAUGUAAAUCGCGGUGCUAAAGUUGACAAUAAGGAGAAUUGCUCCCCCGACUGAAGUCGAGCAACGCGAGGAAGAUGAAGUCGUUGAGGACCAGAAGAAGAGUGAUUAACGCGAACCCUAAAAACCCGAUUAAGGGGUUCGAAACCAACUAUGAAUACAUAAGAAUAUUAAAUUGAAUACAAAUUGAAUAUAAUAUAGUUGGUUCCGAAUAAUUCAAACACAUUUAAAAUAAAUAUAAAAUAUUCACAUAUUAUGACCGUGCACCGAGCUAAACAGGAGAAUGAUCUAGCCGGUGAAUGAGUUCCAAUUCAUAUCGAAAAUAUGUAAAAUAAAAAUAAAGAAAAAUUUUAACCUAAA
Messenger RNA from Drosophila eugracilis, 935 nucleotides. RefSeq lists its product as uncharacterized. The record is from RefSeq and is a predicted model, not a curated record. The transcript has 2 exons. Lineage: Eukaryota; Metazoa; Arthropoda; Insecta; Diptera; Drosophilidae. The coding region runs from base 84 to 632 and encodes 182 amino acids.